Molecule: messenger RNA, 934 nt
Organism: Cokeromyces recurvatus
Lineage: Eukaryota; Fungi; Mucoromycota; Mucoromycetes; Mucorales; Mucoraceae
Exons: 4
Biological process (GO): regulation of transcription by RNA polymerase II
Cellular component (GO): nucleus
Molecular function (GO): DNA-binding transcription factor activity, RNA polymerase II-specific; RNA polymerase II cis-regulatory region sequence-specific DNA binding
Source: RefSeq, a predicted model, not a curated record
CAACAACAACAACAACAACAACAGCAGCAACAACAGCAGCAACAUCAACAACAACAACCACUGCCGCCUCGUCUACCACAACACCAUCAACUUCAACCAACACAGCAGCAUUAUUCACAAACACAUGUGCAGCUUCCAGCUUAUAAUAAUCCUAAUGGUUAUAUGAAUAACACUAAUUUACCUAGAUUACAUCAACAACCACUUUAUAGUUCAUCUCCUCAUCAACAUCACUAUACAACUGUAAAUAGACCUAAUGUGAAUACUGCUACUAAUCUACCUCCAUUACCACCACAGAAUACAACUAUUAUGAAUAAUAGUAAUAACAAUAAUACAGAUCAUCAUUAUCCUCACCAUCUACCUUCUACAUAUGAAUCUCGUAAAUUAUAUUCUUGUAAUGAACCAGGUUGUUCAGAGUAUUUUGAUCAUCCAAAUGGUCUACGAAUACAUCAAAGAACUGCUCAUAGUAAUAGACAUGGUGAAAAUGGAAAUGAUGAUCAAGCAAGAUCAACACAAAAUAGACCUUAUGUUUGCCCUUAUGCGGAAUGUGGAAAAUCAUUUACACAAUAUGGCAAUUUGAAGACACAUUCAAGAAAACAUACAGGAGAAAGGCCUUAUCAUGUAAAAGAUGACGUUUUUUUAAAUUUUUUUUUUCUUUCUUUCUUUUUACUUAUUUUCUUUUUACUAGUGUACUUAUGAAGGUUGUGAUAAAGCAUUUACUCAACUUGGAAAUUUAAAAACACACGAAAAGAUUCAUUGGCCAGUUAAACCAUUCAUGUGUGCAUUUCCUAAUUGCGGUAAAGGGUUUACUCAAAGAGGAAAUUUAAAGGUAAAAUACAUAGAGUGUCUAGAUUAUGCUUUACUGAUAAGCUUGUUAUCAUGUAUACACACUCUAUUUUUAAUAGACGCAUCAAGUUAAAGUACACCAAAUAAUGCC